CUGCAGACUCCGAUCCACGUGUGUAUCCCCUGCGUCUCUCCUGUUCAACCUCUACCGUCCCAUACCCGUCCUGCAGCUAUGUCUUUCCGCCUACUGCACCUCGUUGUCGGCCUGCUAACCCUCAGCGUGGCUGAGUGUGUCAGCACGCAUCGCCGUGCUGCCACGGGGUGCAACCAGUACGCGGGUCAACUCAACCAGUCUAUCUCCGCGGCCUCCACCAUUGAGUGCGGUGGCCAGAACGUGCGAUGGAGCGAGUACGCGGCUCCGCAACCGGGCGUCGUCGUCAAGAUCGGUGCCGAGGACGACGUUUCCAAGGUUGUAGCUUUUGCUAGCAAGAGGAACAUCCCCUUUCUGGUUCAGGGCGGCGGCAAUGGGUGGGCAAACACAUUCACCCUCGACGGCUCCGGAAUCGUCAUCGACAUGUCAAAGCUCAAGGAGAUCACCUUCAAUUCUAACAAGACCGAGGUGACCUUCCAGGCCGGCGUUACCAACGCCGACCUAGUUGCAGCGGCUUGGAACAGCAACGUGCGCGCCUCUACCGCCACCUGCAACUGCGUCAGUAUUCUCGGUGCCACUCUUGGUGGCGGCUUGAGCAGAACCCAGGGUCCGUACGGCAUGGAGGUCGACCAGCUCCUCUCGGUCAACUACGUAGACGGCGACGGAAGAAAGAAGACGGUGACGGCCAAGAGCGACCCCGACCUAUGGUGGGCCUUGAAGGGAGCGGGAGCCAACUUUGGUAUCGUCACCUCAGCAGUAUUCAAGAGCUACCUCGUGCCUCAGGAGGAGAACCUGGCUUGGACCGGCGCGCUCAUCUACGACCCGUCUAAGAUCGAGGCGCUCAUGAGCGCCAUCGACGACCUCACCUUCGAGGCCGAGAUGCAGCUCGAUUUCUAUUUCGUCGCCAACCCGCCCGCUUACGAGCCUACGGUAGUCAUGCUGCCAUUUUACCUGGGGAGCGAGGAGGCCGGCAGAGAGAAAUUCUCUUCGCUCCUGGCCGUCGGCCCCCUUGCCGACAGCACGGCGGUGCUUACUUACGACGCCUGGAAUGCCGCCAGCGACGCGUUUUGCUCCAAGGGCGGCCGCAAGCCUUCCUACGCCGUCGGGCUUACGACGGUCGAUCCGGCUGCGUGGCGAAACGUCUGGGAUGAGUACUCCUCGUUCCUGAAGCAACAUCCCGAGGCUGGGACUACUACUAUUCUCACCGAAUGCUACGCUACAUCUAAAGCCUUGGAGAUCGGCAGCUCGGAGUCGUCGUACCCGUUCCGUGAUGUUAAGUGCCACGCUGUUGCGAUCCCGUGGUAUGAGGACGCGAGCCUGGACGGGGAGGCCAACGCGUUUGGUCAGAAGGUUAGGGAUUACUUGGCUCCUACAGCCGGAACCUCUGGGCUCCAGGCUUACAUCAACUUUGCCCACGGCGACGAGCCACUCGAAGCUAUCUACGGGAGCAGCCUACCUAGGUUGCAGCGACUGAAGAAAAAGUACGACCCGAAGAAGCGCUUCAACCAGUGGUUCCCGCUCUCAUAAUACUCCAUAGCCGAUGCAGCUAUUGAUAUCUAUCCUGUACGAAGUGUAUAU
Messenger RNA from Durotheca rogersii, 1575 nucleotides. Its product is annotated as FAD binding domain-containing protein. The record is from RefSeq and is a predicted model, not a curated record. Bases 79 to 1524 code for a protein of 481 amino acids. The transcript has 2 exons. Lineage: Eukaryota; Fungi; Ascomycota; Sordariomycetes; Xylariales; Xylariaceae. Gene Ontology annotation, molecular function: oxidoreductase activity; FAD binding.